Molecule: messenger RNA, 8978 nt
Organism: Pseudomyrmex gracilis
Lineage: Eukaryota; Metazoa; Arthropoda; Insecta; Hymenoptera; Formicidae
Gene: hyd
Product: E3 ubiquitin-protein ligase UBR5
Exons: 37
Coding region: 132-8714 (2860 amino acids)
Biological process (GO): DNA damage response; regulation of double-strand break repair; protein polyubiquitination
Cellular component (GO): nucleus
Molecular function (GO): zinc ion binding; ubiquitin-protein transferase activity; ubiquitin binding
Source: RefSeq, a predicted model, not a curated record
UGGAAGUAGAUGUUUCAUUGGAAACAUGGCGGAACAUCGUUCUGCAUCGUUCUGCUGUAGUGCGGUGAAAUUUUGUGUACAAUAAACGAUUAGAAUCCGACGCGUUGUGUGGUGGAACGUGACUGAAAGUCAUGACUUCGAUUCACUUUGUCGUACAUCCUUUACCGGGAACGGACGACCAACUUAAUGACAGGUUGAGGGAGGUAGCGGAUAAAAUAAACCGAUAUGGAUUUGUAACACCAUCAGCUUUCAAUGGUCUAAAAGUAUCUAUAAAGCGUGUUGUGGUUGGACCAACUCAUAUCGCUCUUCUUACAGAAGACAAUAGAAUAUGUAGAGUUGCAUUUACAGUGCUAUCCGAUAGAUUGGACUUGAGUAAAAAUGAACCUAAUAGAAAUACAAAUAAAAGUCAUGUUGGAAAUUCCAAUUCCACCCCGAACGGGAAUGGAAGUAGCGGUAGUGGCAGCAGAACUGGAAUGUCUCGCUCACGUGCGCGAAUUAUGCGUAGCAGCUCUGCAAUUCGCGGUGGUAGCAGCGGAGGUGGCAGUGGUAGCGGUGGUCGCAUAGGACCACCAGGAGUGAUCAUGGGAGGAGGAAGUGGUAGCAGUUCGCGUCCAAUCGCAUCUGUACCGGCACCGUUUGUUCCUGAAGAUCUUAUAUCGCAAGCACAAGUAGUAUUGCAAGGGAAAAGUCGUAAUUUGAUUAUCAGAGAGUUACAGCGUACAAAUUUAGAUGUAAACUUAGCAGUAAACAAUCUGUUGUCAAGAGAGGACGAAGAAGGUGAUGAUGCGGAAGAUGCAGCUGACAGUUAUGUUCCCGAAGAUCUUAUAUCAUUAUUAGACGGUGGCUUUAGCAACGAGCAUUCCGUUAUAAUUGAUGCUGAUUCCAUGUUUUCAGAAGAUAUGUUUGGAUACACUGGAAUAAGACAAAAAUUGUAUUUCUACAGUCGCGGAAGCUCUUCGCGCCGCUUAGGUAACGAUAGGGAAGGUGAACGUUCAUCUCAUGAAAGAGACCGAGAACGCGAUAAUUUUAGCAGAUGGCGAGAGCGUCAAUAUUACGGACCACGUCGCUGGUUGGAAACUGCUCUCAAAGAUUCAUGGGAGAAGGAUUCAGUCUGUGAUAUUUCAGAUAAUAAAAAGAAGGAACUAGCUUCUCAGAGUCCAUUAUGGAUAUCCGAUGAGUUGGAGUGGUGGCACGAUCGCAGUGGCGAUCCAGUAACCCGUUUCGUGCAGAUCGUUUCGCUCUACAGCGAGUUAAUUGCCGUUUCCACAACGGGACAAUUGUACCAAUGGAAAUGGACAGAAACUGAACCUUAUAAGAAUCCAGAGAAUCCGACCGUGCAUCAUCCAAAAACUAUACCCCUGGCAUUGACAUCCGAAAAAAUAGUCAAUAUAUCCGCUACGGCAAUCCGAUGUUCCGUUAGUACUGAGAGCGGGAAAGUAGCAACUUGGCUUGAUGAGCUUUUGUCACAUGUUGCUUCUCGUCUCGAACAUCCGGCGCAAGCUUUCACUGAAUUUACGCUCGAUAAAAUCGUGUCACUUCACACGUGCGCUCUGUACACUGUCGCGAGACUCGAAAGUGGAACAUUGUAUUGGUGGGGUGUUCUACCAUUUGUACAACGUAAAAGACUGUGGGAAAAGUACAAGGCUAAAUCACGCAAGCAUAGACCAUCUACCGUGUUGUCCAGCGAUAUUAGCUACGGAUCGCACGUCUGUAUGAAAAAUAGCCCGGUUUAUCAACCAGGAGCCAUAGGAUUUACAAUAUCUAACGGCGUGCCAAAAGUAGGACAAUUGCUAUCAGCGGCGUGGAAUAUGGAUGCUACGUGCAGGUUUAAAAUAUUACCUGCUGGUGCACACUUGUCCAAUUCGAGUGCCGAUAAGCGCGAGUCUAAUGGAAACGGAGGCACGGGAGUUGUAAACAAACCGAAUCACAAAGAAACUGCCGACAGACUGGACAUGCCGCCUCCGCCAUCGCCAGCCUCGAGCACUUGCAGCGAUACCGGCAGCAUCACUACAAGCCAUAAGCGACAAAAACGCAUGGCACCUCGAAGCGAAGGGGAAUCUGAGAGAAAGGACGAAGAAGACUGGCAAUUGAAAGAUGUCGUUUUUGUUGAAGACGUCAAGACUGUACCUAUUGGGAGAGUCCUAAAAGUUGAUGGUUGCUAUGUGGCAGUGAAAUUUUUUUCGAAGGAUUCGAAAGAGAAAGAUACAAAAGAAAAAGAUUUUAACACAUCUGAUUUAAAAGAUCUUACAACAGAAGAGCCAAUGAAAUUAUUAGCUGAUUGUAGACUUUUGCGUAAAGAUGAACUUCAGGUGAUAAAGUCAUCUUUAAAUCCACGAGCUCCCGAUUGUUUCCAAAGAACACCUCGAAGAGUCAGUAUUGGAGAAGGUUCAAACGAUAGUUUGUUAACUAUAUCUACCGACGGACAAGGUAUUCAUGCUAUAUUAAAAAGUGGAAGUAAGUUGAGUUAUGUGGUUUACAGUUUAAGUACAGGAAGGUAUCUUCAAGAUUGUUAUAUUCCAUCUGAUAUAUCGUCAUUUUUGGGAUUGCAACCUCAGAAUAUUAAUCUUACAAAUGCAGGAGAGAAUAUUGAAUGUUCUAUGAUCUUACGCGAUGGUAACAAUACCAUUUAUCCAAUCGCGAAAGAUUGCGCCGAUGCCAUACGCGAUCCUAGUUGGUUGGAUCUAGUUCCCGUAAGCUGUAUUGGUGCGGCAACUAUUCCAAUUCCCAGUUGCUCCAAUUCAAGUAACUUAAAAAAUCAGGUUGCCGUUAUCGCAUUAGCAUUCGACAAUCUUUUACUUAUGCCGCGUAUAUUGCGAUGCGAUUACGAGAGUGUAAAGCAGGUGUUUUGUAAUUUGGAACAAGAUCUAAAGAGUAAUCUAACGUACUCGAAUGCAAACACUCAAAUUCAAAUGAUACUGAAAGAACGUUGUGAUGGAAAUCGAAAUAUAUUUCAUGCCUGUAUCAAUAUGUGUUCACCGACAUCUAAUAAGGAAACUGAACAAGUUAUUGAACGCGAAAUAGUAUCGAAUACAGUAGACGGCACUUCUGCGCCAAUCGAAGAGCCAAUUCCAACAUUGAGUUGGCCGCCCGAAGCGUUCGAUAAUACAUCAGGAGAAGAGGACAGUCUGUUAAGCAUAGGCGCUGCUAGUAUAUCUAUGAUGAAUAAGUCCGGAGUUGGAACAACAUCUAAUAACACGUAUAUUACGGAUUCUAUUGAGAGACGACAUAAUGCAUUGCUUAUAUUAAAAUACAUGUGUGAAAGUAACAUUUUAUCGCCACACUUACGAGAAUUACUCACAGCAAAAGAUGCUCAAGGACAAACACCACUUAUGCUCGCUGUUUCGGUUCGUGCGUAUCACGCAGCUCUCAUCUUAUUGGACACUAUACAAAGAGUAGGCAGAGAUGCGAAAGACACAUCAGCCAUGAUACUGCCGGCUGACGCCAGUCCGGAUCUUUCGCCGUUAUUUGUUACUUGUUGUAACGAUACGUGUAGUUUUACAUGGACUGGAGCUGAACAUAUUAAUCAAGACAUUUUUGAAUGCAGAACUUGCGGAUUAACAGGAUCUUUGUGCUGUUGUACUGAAUGCGCUCGUGUCUGUCACAGAGGUCACGAUUGCAAAUUGAAGAGAACUUCUCCCACAGCGUAUUGCGAUUGUUGGGAGAAAUGCAAGUGUCGCGCUCUCAUUGCUGGUCAUCAAGGUGCUAGAUAUGAUUUGCUGUGUCGUCUCGUAAAUAGCACCGAUCUUGCUACAAAAAUCAAUUCAAGAGGUGAAAGCAUCCUGUUGUUCUUAGUGCAAACAGUCGGAAGACAAUUGGUCGAGCAACGUCAGUUUCGAUCGGCACCUAGACAACGCUCAACUUCGGCUAGUCGUAAAGCUCCAACUUCGGACGAGUUGUUUUUUGCAGGUUUAGGAGCAGAGUCGGAUAUGCCUGAUCAUGAUUUGGAACCUCCUCGAUUCAGUAGAAAAGCACUUGAAAGAUUGUUGAACGAUUGGCCUGCUGUUCAAUGUAUGAUUAUGUCGGGUGUUUCUGAAAACGGUACUGAUCAAUUAUUCGGCGACCAAGGACAGCUUUGUCGACAAAGUGGUACCGCGCUGCUGGAUAAAUUCACGCAUUCUUUACUUGUUAAAUGCAGCGCAGAAAUGCUCGAUACGUUACUUACCACUUUGAUUCGAGAAUUGCAAGACGAGUCUGUGCCUGGACGACAGGAAGAAGCGAACAACGUGGCACGUCGAUUUGUAAGAUCUGUAGCACGCAUAUUUGUUAUUUUCACUAUAGAAAUGGCACCAAAUACAACCAAAAGAAGAAGCACAAACCAAGCGUCGCAACCUUUAAUGAAGUGUCGAAAAGUGUUCCAAGCGCUAAUUAAAUUAGCUGUAGAGGAAUUAUGCGAAACGGCAGAUUCGUUGAUAGCGCCAGUCAGAUUAGGUGUAGCUCGUCCUACGGCACCAUUUACUCUAACAAGUUCCGCUAUUGAAGUGAUCAAUGGUUCGGAGGAACUGUUUUCUAUAGAACCUCUGAUACCACACAGUGGUGUUACUUCACAAACAUUAGACGCGGCAUUGCAAACGCAGCAAGGAAAUAAUAAUAUAACAAUCUCAAGAGGAGAUGUUUCCGCUGUGGAUGAGGCUGAAGGUGGAGAAGAAGUACCUAUGGAUAUAGACGGCGAUAUAAGCGAACAUGAAGAAUCUGGUGUUUCUGGAACUGCCGCUAGUCAACCACUCGGUGAGGUAGAUUCAAACGCCGGGGGUGUGGGUGAGGAACAGGCUGGUGACGGAGAAUCAGACACGGAAUUGGAUCUCUUAGCGGAAGCGGAAACUGAAUCCGAUUCGGACGACAAUCAUAGCAAUCAAGACGCAGCGUCUGCGCAACGUAGUGUACAAACUGGCGCAACCGCCGGCUCCGACGGCGGAAUGGGAUCGAUAUUGUUGUUUCCCGAGGACGAGUCGGGAGAAUCGAGCCAACAGGAGGACGACGAAAGCGAAGCGGGAGAAACAGAUGAGCAAGAUAACGAAGAGUUCCAAAUUGGUGAUGAGCAAUUAGAACGCAGAAGUGGAUCGUCUGGUCAUUUACACCGUAAUAAUCUCGCACCCGUGUAUAUGCAAUGGGCGAUACGCAAUCGUGAAUCGAGUACGCGUACGGCGGGAUUACGGGUAACAGGUGGAAGUAAUCUGGUAUUCAUUGAUCCUGCAUCUUUAAGACGCACCACUGCCACGUCGGCUGUCGCGACCGCACAGGAACCUAUUACCAUGGGGACCACCGCUAGUUGUCUGGCGCGAGCUUUCGGAAUUGUUAUUCGUCAAAUUGCCGAUCUGUUGGUUAUGAUGCAGGAUUAUAAGAAUUUAGCACCCACCUUGCCGCGACUGAUGGAAAUCACUUUCCAGGACGCUUUGAGUUUGCAGUCUUAUUUGGAAGCGCACUUAAAGCCCACCUGGGACUGGUUGGUCACGGUAAUGGAUGCUACGGAGGCACAGUUGAGAUUCGGAGUAUCUUUAACGCGUAGCGCCGAUCCGACCCACCCCGAACAUCCUCUUAAUAACGCCCCAUCUCUGUCCGGUGGUAAUUUCAGCGGUUUGCUCAACACGGCCGCGCUCUCGUUGACUCUUCAAGGAAAUACAGGUCGGAAUCCUCGAAGUGGUAUCGCUACGAGCUCGAAUAUCUCCACUCCCCAAGCUUCAACACGACUCACCGUUGGUUUUGCAGGCGUUGGCGAGCCUCCGAGGAGCAGUAGGGAACGCGAAGGUGGCGACGCACACUCGGCGAGACGUGAAUUCUUAUCCUACUGUUUGUCAUUAAUGCGCGCUCACAACAGCGAGCAUAGAGACAGCUUACCAGUUCUAGAUGUUUCCGCUUUAAGACACGUCGCUUAUGUAUUCGACGCGCUUGUAUACUACAUGCGUUCUCUCUCAGAACCGCUUGCUAAUAGAGGCGAGACUCAAAAAGAAUCGUCAAGUUAUUCCAGUUGGAACGAUCAGGACGAAAACGAUAAUGACGAAAGCGAGGAAUAUAAUUCACCGGCACCAACCGCCAUGGAGACAGAUUCCGUGGAUUACCCGGACAUACUUCAAGUGCCCAUGUGCGGAUCCGGAAAUCACAGCAAUUCGACACCGAAAGGAAGGAAACAUCCUUUCUUACAAAGAUCAGAUUCCACAUUGUGCCUUGGUUGCCCGCCUCUAGAUCCAUUUGACACUGUAAUGAGUGAAGCGUUGCCGUUAGCUGAUCAGCCACAUUUAUUGCAGCCACACUCGAGACGGGAAGAUCUUUUCGGUAUUCCGAGACAACCGACUUCUAAUACAGGAUCUAGCCAAAAUCCUUUGGAAGGUUUGCCGACGAGAUUGGGUCUCUCCGCACGAGGUACAGACGGUCAGAACGUAACAAUUCCGACAUUCGGUCAAGUGGUACAAGGACCACUUUCGAAUUUUAAUCCAGAAUCUAGAAGAAACUCCGUCUCAACUGGAGAGAGUUCUAAUCCUAUCAAAUAUACGGAUAAAUUGAAAUCUAAUCACGCUAACGAAGGACAUUCGUCUGUCGUAGCAGAACAGAUUGACAGAGCACCCAUUAUAGUAUCUACGAACAAUCAAACCAGUUCAGCAACGAGCACCAAGAGCAAAGAUGUGUGCAAAAAUAAUAGAACCGUCAUAGUUAGAGCUGGAACUGUGUCGGAAUCGAACACAAGCAAGGCCGGCGCGCCUGAGAUACUGGUUGUUCCAACAGUCGAAAGCCAGAACUCGGAGGAAGUUGAUCCGGCCGCUACGAGCCAUGAGAUCUCCGCUCACGAAACCGUCGAAACAAGCCCAGUGGAAUCCGCUAGAGCGCUAUCUUCUAUCGGAACGAAUAUCUCGCAUAAUAUUUUGCUAGGACGAUGGCGAUUGUCGCUGGACCUUUUCGGACGCGUUUUUAUGGAAGAUGUAGGUCUUGAAGCUGGAUCCGUAGUAUCCGAAUUGGGAGGAUUCCCCGUAAAAGAAGCUAAGUUCCGCAGAGAUAUGGAAAAACUUAGAAAUUCACAACAAAAAGACAUCACUAUUAAGGUGGAACGAGAUCGAACGCAGUUAUUGGUGCAGACGAUGAAGGAGUUAAAUACACAAUAUAACAUAUAUAAUAGAAGAGCUUCGAACACACCGCCUCUGGCAGUGAGUCGAGUUAAAGUCUUCUUCAAGGAUGAACCUGGCGAAGGAGCUGGUGUUACUCGAAGUUUUUAUACCGCCAUUGCUGAAGCAUUGCUCGCAAAUGAGAAACUUCCAAACCUCGAAGCGGCUCAAGUAGGAUCGAAAUAUACGCAGUACAACGUUUUGCAAAAACUGAAAGGCAGGGACCGUGACCGCGAUCUUAGACGACAAAAUACACGGUCGUCUGGAAAGUGUCGUGAGACACGACGAGCUUUGUCUUUCGACGCACGUUCUUUCCAUCCAUCGAGUUCGAUUGAAGGAAAUAAUACUUCCGCACCUGGUAGCUCGUCAUCUAGUAAUCCUCAUCAUCCUCAUUCCUUGCCGAUCAAUCACUCCAACGAUCAUUUGAGCAUGCAUCAACAACAACUUGGUGACAGAUUAUACCCCAAGGUGCAUGCUUUACGACCAGCUUUGGCUGAAAAGAUCACUGGUAUGUUACUCGAAUUGUCACCGGCGCAAUUACUGAUGUUGCUCGCUUCAGAGGACGCUCUCCGUCAGAAAGUAGAGGAAGCGUUCGAAUUGAUUCACAGUCACACGCAAGAUCUGGCCAGCGAGGCGUUACUGGACCUCGAUGUGUUCAGCCUGACUGAACGAUGUACGGCGAAUAAGAAGAAAUUAGAAAACAGCAUUAUGGAUGAUACGGAAGAUAACGCGCCGCUUUUUUACUCUCCUGGUAAACGUGGCUUUUACACGCCAAGACAAGGCAGAGGUAGCUACGAACGAUUAAAUGCAUUCAGAAAUGUAGGAAGACUUAUAGGAUUAUGUCUCUUGCAAAAUGAACUCUGUCCGCUAUUUUUAAAUCGCCAUGUAAUUAAGUAUAUACUAGGAAGGCCUAUACGUUUCCACGAUCUUGCAUUCUUCGACUCCGUUAUUUACGAGAGCCUGCGACAAUUGGUUAUCGAUGCUGAAACGAAAGACAGUAACAGUCUGUUCUCUGCCUUGGAUCUCACAUUCAGUAUUGAUUUAUGUCCCGAGGAAGGAGGCGGCUCAAUUGAACUUGUGCCUAACGGCCGUGACGUAGAAGUGACUGCAAGCAACGUAUAUGACUAUGUACGUAAAUACGCAGAAGUUCGUAUGAUUAAGGUACAGGAUAAAGCUCUGCAUGCUAUGCGCGACGGAGUUUUCGAUGUCCUUCCCGACGGAGCUCUCGAUGGUUUGACCGCCGAGGACUUGAGACUUCUCUUGAACGGAGUCGGCGACAUCAACGUGUCGGUUUUGAUAUCGUACACGUCGUUUAAUGAUGAAUCCGGCGAGUCGACGGAAAGACUAGUUAAAUUCAAACGUUGGCUAUGGUCUAUCGUUGAGAAGAUGUCGCACGUGGAAAGGCAGGAUUUGGUGUAUUUUUGGACUGGUUCUCCCGCAUUACCAGCAAGCGAGGACGGUUUCCAACCGAUGCCGACCGUGACAAUUCGGCCGGCGGACGACGCGCACCUACCAACCGCAAACACGUGCAUCUCCCGGUUAUACGUUCCAUUGUACAGCUCUCGUCACGUCUUGCGACACAAAUUACUUCUCGCUAUAAAAUCAAAGAACUUCGGAUUUGUAUAGACUCAACUUUUGUGCGCGGCUACGUUUGUACGUAUAUAUACAGGGCAAAGUCACGUUAUUAAUAAUGAUAAUUAGAUCGAGGCUGUAUGUUGUUAUUUUUCCCUUUAAAAAAAAUUUUUAACAUUUAUAAAUUUAUAAGGUGUAAUUACGAAUUGAUUUUCUUGUUCCAGAAAAACAAUUUUAUCGUAAAUAGCUUUAUGUUACAUAAAGUGUCAUCCAUAUUUAGUCUUUAUAGCGACCAAAUAAAAAUUUUCUUUAAAACUA